Messenger RNA from Triplophysa dalaica, 1029 nucleotides. Its product is annotated as granzyme H-like. Bases 54 to 806 code for a protein of 250 amino acids. Lineage: Eukaryota; Metazoa; Chordata; Actinopteri; Cypriniformes; Nemacheilidae. Gene Ontology annotation, molecular function: serine-type endopeptidase activity. Gene Ontology annotation, biological process: proteolysis. The transcript is spliced from 5 exons. The record is from RefSeq and is a predicted model, not a curated record.
UUAAACACUAAAGAGAAUCUCAAACCUUCGAAACAACUUUCUAGAGAAUCAUCAUGAUCUUCACACUGCUUCUGCUGGGGGCUCUGCUACCACAUGUGACUUUUACGGCGUAUGUAAAUGUGGGUAUAGUGAACGGUACAGAAGCAAAGCCACAUUCAAGACCCUACAUGGUUUCUGUUCAGAGAAAUAAGCAACACAUCUGCGGCGGUUUCCUCGUGUCUGAACAGUUUGUCAUGACGGCUGCACACUGCUUUGAAAACGGACAGAGCUUGACGGUUGUGGUUGGAGCUCAAGAUCUUAAACACAGUUCUGACCACAUAGCUGUGAAGUUCUACCACAUCCAUCCUGGGUAUGACUCUGAAAAUCUGCAAAAUGACAUCAUGUUACUUCAGUUCAACAGAACAACCAAAAAGACCAAUAGCGUCAAACCGAUCUCCUUACCAAAUAAAAAACGGGACAUCAAGGCCAAGUCCAAAUGCAGUGUUGCAGGUUGGGGAAGACAGACCACCAAUGGUUCUUUAACUAAUCGUCUUAUGGAGGUUGAUGUCACCGUCAUUGACAGCAAAUCAUGUCAGAAGUACUGGGGGAAAACCUCAAGGAUGGUGUGUGCGAUAGGUCACGGAGGAUUUUGUCAGGGAGAUUCUGGGGGUCCUCUGGUGUGUAAGGACACUGCAGUUGGUAUCGUUUCAUUCAACGAGAAGAACAACUGCAACAAACCAACAAGGCCAAACGUCUACACUAAGAUUUCAAAAUUUCUUCCCUGGAUUAAAGCUAUACUUGAAGGACUGAAACAAGAGCUGGACUGAUAAAACACAUAACAGCUCAGGAAGUUGUUGUGAAUUGUUGUUUAUUUCUAUAAUUCGAGUUUAAUACCUAGCAUUAUUUCUAAACUUUGCGUCUGAUCAGUUGCCAACCCUUUCACACGUGGACUGCUAACAAAAAGCCAUUUCUUGUGUAUGCAUAAAAUAUAUGAAGGUUAAGGCACAGAUGCACAUAUGUUCACAUGUCCACACCAGUAGAAAAUAAAAU